GAGUAGUAGGCGUAGGCAUAGCGAUGAUUCCUCUCAAUGUAUUCAUAUUUUAUUUUAUUAAACAAUAAAACAAACGAGAGUAACCGGGAACCGGUCUCUCCGGUUGCCGCGAUCAAAUGGCAUCUUCCUCUACACCUUGCAUUAUUAUUAUAUACAUAUAUUUUCAACUCUCUCUCAUCACGCAGUAGUUCCCCAUGACUCAUGAUUGUAGUUGCCGGUGACAUUCAAGCUUCAUACUCGAGCAAGCUGUUCCACAACACACACACACACACACACAUCCAUAUCCAUAUAAAUGUAAACGAUUGAGGAGUGGUUUUCUUCAACUUUUUAGAUUGUUGGAAUUUUGAAACCGACAACUCUACUUUGAUCAACAAUUUUGAUUUUUGUCGAGGUCGAGAAGACUGAGAUGUUUGAUCUCAAUCUGACCAUAGAUUCCAACGGCGACGCCAAGUUUAAUGCAGACAACUGCGAUGGCUGGUCGGCGGCGAACGGCGAGGGUGAAUCGAGCUCCAGCAACGACGAUACGUGCUCGAGACGCGCCUCCUUCACCUUCAGCUUCGACAGCGAUUUGAGUUUUGAUCAGGGGUUGACUUCGGCCCUCGUGACUCGGGACCUGUUCCCGGUGAGUAGAAUCGAGGAGCCGAGCAGCGGCUGGCGCCAGAAUGAAGCGCCUCCUCCUCGGAUGCCUGUGCAACAAGAGGUGCAGCAGGUACAAGCCGUCCAAGCGAGGAAGAGCCGCCGGGGCCCCAGGUCUCGGAGCUCUCAGUAUAGAGGGGUCACUUUUUACCGAAGAACUGGCAGAUGGGAGUCUCAUAUUUGGGACUGCGGGAAACAAGUUUAUCUAGGUGGAUUUGAUACGGCUCUUGCUGCUGCUAGAGCGUAUGAUAGAGCGGCAAUUAAGUUCCGAGGUGUUGAAGCUGAUAUUAACUUUAAUCUCGGAGAUUAUGAUGACAUGAAACAGGUGAUGAAUCUGCCGAAAGAAGAAUUUGUGCAGAUGCUUCGUCGCCAGAGCAGUGGAUUUUCGAGAGGGAGUUCUAAAAAUAGAGGAAUGACACUCCAAAAAGGUGGCCGUUGGGAGGCUCGAACGGGGGAGUUUCUUGGGAAGAAGUACGAGAAGGCAGCCAUCGUGUGCAAUGGAAGCAACACUGUCACCAGCUUUGAGACUAGCAAACACAAUGAGGAGACAAUCGUUGAACCACACAAUGGAGGUAGCCAACAUGAUCUUAAUCUGAAUUUGGGGAUGUCUGCAUCUUCUCCCAAGAAGAGUGGAUGUUUGGAUUCUUUAAAGCUCCAUCAUGAUGCUCAAACCACAAAAACAUUGAUGCUACAUGCCGGGAACUCUGCCUCAAACUCUAUGUCUAACCUGCCACUCGAAGGAGUACCAGUAACAUCACAACAUCCUAUUUUGCGCGGCGGUGUGGAUCCUAAAUUUGUUCCCAACAAUGAGGAAAGAGAAAGAAGCGGUACCAUAUCUAAACUGGAACUGGCAAACUUGGCUUGGCGAAUGAAGGGCCACAAUCAAACGACGGCAGCAUCAUCAGGAUUCUCAUCUCCAGCUCCAUCCGGUUCUGCUUCUCCGGUUCCUUUCGAUUAUGCAAACACAUUUGCAUGUUAUUGGAUGAAGCCAUUUCUGCCACCAUCUUAGUCUUAAUGUGGAUGCAUGUAGUAAUAGGGAAUCAUUUUCUUCUUUUUUUUGCUUCUUUCUAUUUCCUUUUAUUUCAAAGUAAAGAGGUUUAUAUUGUAGAGGUGUUAUAAGUCAGUGGCUGACGCAGAAAACAAAUAUUGGAGAGCUACAACCUACACAACUAUUAUUCUAAAUUUGCACAACAAUUAAUGGCGGACUAUCUUCCUAAGUUUUUGGGC
Molecule: messenger RNA, 1863 nt
Organism: Salvia miltiorrhiza (redroot sage)
Lineage: Eukaryota; Viridiplantae; Streptophyta; Magnoliopsida; Lamiales; Lamiaceae
Product: ethylene-responsive transcription factor RAP2-7-like
Exons: 9
Coding region: 407-1645 (412 amino acids)
Biological process (GO): regulation of DNA-templated transcription
Molecular function (GO): DNA binding; DNA-binding transcription factor activity
Source: RefSeq, a predicted model, not a curated record